Messenger RNA from Sapajus apella (tufted capuchin), 2862 nucleotides. It is a transcript of the gene PLEK, whose product is annotated as pleckstrin. The transcript is spliced from 9 exons. Lineage: Eukaryota; Metazoa; Chordata; Mammalia; Primates; Cebidae. Gene Ontology annotation, cellular component: plasma membrane. Gene Ontology annotation, biological process: actin cytoskeleton organization; intracellular signal transduction. The record is from RefSeq and is a predicted model, not a curated record. The coding region runs from base 175 to 1227 and encodes 350 amino acids.
UUCCACCCCACUGAGGGGAAGAGGAUGUGAUCAUGCGACCGCCAGCAGAAGGGAAAUUUUGAAAGCGAUCUGAGGUACAAAAGGCAGCCCACAGCCACCUCAGCGCGCAGAGGAGGCCCAGCUGCUGAGAGGAGGUGCCUGAGAGUGACCUUUGCAUCUGCCUGUCCAGCUAGCAUGGAACCAAAGAGGAUCAGAGAGGGCUACCUUGUGAAGAAGGGGAGCAUGUUCAAUACCUGGAAACCCAUGUGGGUUGUAUUGUUAGAAGAUGGAAUUGAAUUCUACAAGAAGAAAAGUGACAACAGCCCCAAAGGAAUGAUCCCACUGAAAGGGAGCACUCUGACUAGCCCUUGCCAGGACUUUGGCAAAAGGAUGUUUGUGUUUAAGAUUACUACAACCAAACAGCAGGACCACUUCUUCCAGGCAGCCUUCCUGGAAGAGAGAGAUGCCUGGGUUCGGGAUAUCAAGAAGGCCAUUAAAUGCAUUGAAGGAGGCCAGAAGUUUGCCAGGAAGUCUACCAGGAGGUCCAUUCGACUGCCAGAAACCAUUGAUUUAGGUGCCUUAUAUUUGUCCAUGAAAGACACUGAAAAAGGAAUAAAAGAACUGAACCUAGAGAAGGACAAGAAGAUUUUUAAUCACUGCUUCACAGGUAACUGCGUCAUUGAUUGGCUGGUAUCCAACCAGUCUGUUAGGAAUCGCCAGGAAGGCCUUAUGAUUGCUUCAUCACUGCUCAAUGAGGGGUAUCUGCAGCCUGCUGGAGAUAUGUCCAAGAGUGCAGUGGAUGGAACCGCUGAACACCCUUUCCUGGACAACCCUGAUGCCUUCUACUACUUUCCAGACAGUGGGUUCUUCUGUGAAGAGAAUUCCAGUGAUGAUGACGUGAUUCUGAAAGAAGAAUUCAGAGGGGUCAUUAUCAAGCAGGGAUGUUUGCUGAAGCAGGGGCAUAGGAGGAAAAACUGGAAAGUGAGGAAGUUCAUCCUGAGAGAAGACCCUGCCUACCUGCACUACUAUGACCCUGCUGGGGGAGAAGAUCCCCUGGGAGCAAUUCACUUGAGAGGCUGUGUGGUGACUUCAGUAGAGAGCAACUCAGAUGGCAGGAAGAGUGAGGAAGAGAACCUUUUUGAGAUCAUCACAGCUGAUGAAGUGCACUAUUUCUUGCAAGCGGCCACCCCCAAGGAGCGUACAGAGUGGAUCAAAGCCAUUCAGGUGGCCUCCCGAACUGGGAAGUAAAGACACACCUGCACUCCUCAUCCCCUCCUGAGGGAAGCCCAUGGACAAGCUCAGCCCAGGACCUGUCCAUUUCUGUGACAAAUCAACAGGAAAGGGCCCAGGGUUGGGAAGUUUUUGUCUGCAGGGGAUUCUGAAUGUAACUUGCCGCAUGGUGUACAAGGUUCCCCGGUAGCCCCUCUGUCCCUCUCUGUAGCCCCCAUGCAGGUAGAACAAGCUGUGCAGCCUCAGCAGGCUGCUCACCCUCUCCUAGGCCUCAGGGCCACUUGUGGAAAAUGAAGAAAUUCAACUAGGAGAUUCUGGAGGUUCCCCCUAGCUUAAAAAAAAAAAAAAAAACUUCCCUGUGAUUCUAACACUUGCAGAAGUGAAAGUGUAUCUAGUUGUUCUGCUGGUGUCCUUCCUUAGCUAAGUCUUGGCCUUCAGUUGUCUUCAAAUGUACCAGAACCUGAGCCAGCACUUCCCUUUGACACUGUUUGAAACUGUUGCUGAUCCGUAAUAUAGUACCAGCAAGAAACCCCUUUUGUUCUCUUUAGCCAUCUUCUACUUGCUCUUGGCCUUCAGAUCCUGUAACCAAAUGAAGGAGAGCUCUCUCUGUCUUCCUCAUCCUACUCAAAAGUGUCCCUAGAGCAGUGGUGGCUUUGAGGGUUUUGCCUUCUGUUACUUUUCACAGCCUGGGAAGUUGUAUCUUCUGGGAAAGAGACCCGGGGAGGCCAGGAGUAGCUGAGGGUCCUUUCUGUGCCCUGAAGCCACCCAGAGGAGCCCUAGUCCACUCUGGUUUGAGACUGAUCUGAGAGGGUCUCCUUUUGUUCCUUUCUGGAGCAUUUCUCUAACAUUUAUUACAAUUAGGAGGGGACCUCCACAUCUGUGAGAUUCUGUUUCAUUUGAGAUUUACAGAAAAAAAAAGUGGCCAGAUGGGUUCCCCCCCCAAUGGGUGAGUGUCCUGGGCAACUGUCUGGUGAGUGUGUCUCGCCACAGCUGCAGGAAGUGGAGGUGCUAAACUACCGGCCCUUCCGCUUGCUGGGAGAGGCUAAUAUCACAACUGCACUGAAAGGACUCAGAGCCACACAAAACUUCUGAGAGGAGCUGUUAACAUGGAGCAGCACCUUCAGUUCUCCACUUACUGAUAUUGUGUUUGUGCCUGAGCUUUCAGCACAAGCAGUAGCAGCUCCUGCUUGAGUUCUCAGGGUAUCAUGACCCUAUGAGUAACCAAAGUGAGCUAACCUACACUGAAAUUGGGAACUUGCUUGCAAUUUUUCACCCUGACCACUAACUAAUGAUUCUUUUCCAAAAUUGAGAAAGACAGCACCCCUUGAACCAGAUAUGUAUGUGAAAACAUAUUUUUCCAUUCCAGAGUUUUAAUUUUAAGGCCCCAGGAAGGAAAGGAGAGUAGAACACUUUUCCUGAUUUUAUCAACUCCUCUCUUGCCCUCCUUCAAUUCCCCUGUAACAUCCCUGAGGCUGUUCCUACUCCCAGAUUUUUUUUUAUCAGUAGCCUAGAGGUAAAGAACUUUUUCUCUGAUUUUUUAAUAAAUUGUCUUUAUAGAAUAUGCACAAGUUUUGCUACACUCAGUGUUAAAAUAUUUAUUAAAAAGAAGUCAACUUAAUGUUUUGAAAUAAAUAUAUGACUGUGUUUAAUGCA